AUGGCUUCCACAUUAUCCUCAAUAACCCUCAGUCCAUCCACUUACCAUACACCCUCCGCUGCUUAUCCUGCGCAUCCCUCAGUCACCUUUCCGAAACAAUCCAUUGAGUUCCUCCAAAAAACAAACCCCAAACUCCGCGGCCGCGCUGCCUUCCCCCGCCGCCUCGCGGCCGUAGAAGCUCCCGAGAAGGUUGUCGAGCUCGGUGACCAGAUCUCUAACUUGACGCUUGCUGAUGCUCAGAAACUCGUUGAGUACCUCCAGGACAAGCUCGGUGUUUCUGCUGCUUCUUUCGCCCCUGUAGCCGCCGUCGCCGCUCCUGGAGGCGCCGGAGUGGCGGAUGCUCCCGCUGUGGUGGAGGAGAAGACGGAGUUCGACGUGAUGAUUGAGGAGGUGCCGAGCAAUGCGAGGAUUGCUACUAUUAAAGCAGUUAGGGCUUUGACGAAUUUGGCAUUGAAGGAAGCCAAGGAAUUGAUUGAGGGAUUGCCGAAGAAAUUUAAGGAGGGAGUGUCUAAAGAUGAAGCCGAGGAAGCCAAAAAGCAGCUAGAAGAAGCAGGUGCUAAAGUCUCAAUCGCUUAG
This is a messenger RNA of Fraxinus pennsylvanica, 576 nucleotides long. Lineage: Eukaryota; Viridiplantae; Streptophyta; Magnoliopsida; Lamiales; Oleaceae. The record is from the annotation of a GenBank genome assembly.